Meloidogyne enterolobii is the source of this 531-nucleotide messenger RNA. The record is from the annotation of a GenBank genome assembly. Lineage: Eukaryota; Metazoa; Nematoda; Chromadorea; Rhabditida; Meloidogynidae.
AUGUUUAUAUUUUCAAUAAUAUUAAUAUCUAUUAUGUCCUUAGUGGUAGACAGUUCGGAAAAUAAACCCAGAAAUAGAGAAUUAGUGACAACAUUAUUUCGGAAAACACCACUACCAAUCUGGCGGAGAACACCUCCACCAAUAUCUCCUAGAAAAGAUAAAAAUAAUACAGUGGAAAUACCAAUAUGGCGUAGAACACCCCCACCAAUAUUUCCUAACAGAGAUAUAAAUGACUCGGGGGAAUUCAGACGAGGCGAUAAAUUAAACAAUAGUUCAUUAAAUAAAACUGAUGGGAGGGAAAAAUUAUUCAUGAAAUGGGUUGUAAAAGAUAUCUAUCACCUGAAGAAGAGUGAUAUAGCAAGAAAAAUUGAAAUAAAAAAUAUGGGGCGUUGGAUUCUACGUUGGGACCUUUGGGACAACAAAUUCAAAUUUGGAAAACAUAAUAGAACAGAUUUCAUCAUGUAUUCAAGAUGGCGAUUUUUAUAUGAACCUCCCAUUUCAAAUAUUAUAGAUUUUUUCAAAAAUUUGUAA